Molecule: messenger RNA, 2193 nt
Organism: Thyridium curvatum
Lineage: Eukaryota; Fungi; Ascomycota; Sordariomycetes; Thyridiales; Thyridiaceae
Exons: 4
Coding region: 1-2193 (730 amino acids)
Molecular function (GO): copper ion binding
Source: RefSeq, a predicted model, not a curated record
AUGGGCGGAAAGGUCUGGAGCGUGAAGGAGGAGGAGGUGUUCUGGACUCGGAUCGUACCUAGAUCUGCCAAAGGCCUCACACUCGCCAAGACGUUCGACCCCAAGACCUGGGGCCAACUAGCUGAUGAGAUGCAGAGGCUGAUGGGCCGCGAGUCCAAGAGGGACUACAAGGACAUGAUGAUGUUCGAACACUACUUCCACAAUGCCAUGUGCAAGGGCAAACCUUACUCCCCCAACGCAGCGAAAUGGGCACACAAGUAUCGGAUUCAGGCUGGUCUCCUGGACCGGGUCGAGAUGGAGGCGGAGGCGAAGAAAGAGGAGCGCAGAAACCAGAAGAAGGCCCAGCGAGGUGCGGCACACAAGGCUGCCGCACAGAGGAUGCCUCAGAGGAAUAAUACCCAGGCUGUCUCUGACAGAGUUGCCGCUCAGACAGACCAAGCCGCCGGCCAGACGGUCCCGUUCGACAAAUCCUCCCAGCAACUCGCCCCCUUGAGCAACUCACGGUAUACUCAACCGCAGUACCCUCAGCGAUCUGCGACUCAACGACGUCAGCCCUACUACCCCGACCGACAACAGGCGGCCAACCAGCAGCCGCAAUACGAGCAGGCGCAAUACCAGCAGCCACAAUACCAGCAGACGCAAUACCAGCAGACGCAAUACCAGCAGCCGGAAUACAGACAGCCGGAGUCCCAACAGCCGGAGUCCCAACAGCCGGAGUCCCAACAGCCGGAGUCCCAACAGCCGGAGUCCCAACAGCCGGAGUCCCAACAGCCUUAUGCUAGCGCUGGCUCCAGCCAAGCUGGUUCAUCCAGCAACACUGCUGCUGCGCCUUCCUAUCCUGCUACAACCAGCAUGAGUGCCUCCGCAUAUGUGCAGACAACUCGGGAAGACUCCCAGAUGAUUCUCCCGUAUCGCCCUGCCCCUAUUCUGGAGCCACCAGUGCCGCAGAGCUCGGCCAGUGACAACCGGAACACGACGGGUUAUACCCAGAGCUAUCACCAAGGAUGGCUACCGGACCUCCGCGCCUCGAGCCAGCAGCUGUCUGCUCCGAACCCGGCGUAUUACUUGCCGGAUCCGAGAAGCAGUUACUAUCCACCGCCGGGCCAGUCGCACAUGUCGUCCUCGACGACGUCCUCGUGGGGCCUGGUGAACUACGCUGCGGACAACGGCUACCAGUCGCCGGCUACCUCCGGAGCGGCCACGCCAAGCGACUCCUCCUGGGAGAUGGUACGGUCUUCCCGCUCCAACUCGGAUGCCAGCGGCCGCCACCUGGAGGACCUCUACCACUGGGAUGACCCAGAUGCCUUGGCCGAAUCUGACACUGGCACCACGGCUCACCACACCUUCGACUUCAUUGACCAUUCAAGAGCGAUGCCCCCAUCCCUCGCUGUCUUACCGUUGGAGAUCCCCACCUUCUCGUCGAGCGCAUCGGAAAAUGCAAUCUCCCUCGGUGCCUCCCGGAUAGAGCUCUCCGCGCCGGGCUCCUAUCCAGCCGGCGGCCUCACCCCGCGCCCCGCAGAUCUCCCCACCUCUGCCGCCUCGCUCCCGGUGCCCUUCCGAAUCAUGAUCCGCCCGCGCGGGGCCGCAGAUAACCAGCAGGACUUUGUGUACUCGGACGCCGAGUUCGCGGCCAUGCGAGACUCGAUCCGGGAAUUCAAGGCCAGCGAGCUGCUCAAGCCCGAAAGAGGAGACGGCUUUGUCUUUGGGAUCGUCAAGCAUGCCGGCCAGGACGGUGGUGCGGUUGUUGUGGACGAGCAGAGGUGCGAGGAGCUGGUGCGCCUGGCGGGCCCAUUUGGGUGUACCUAUCACCGGGCCUUUGACGCCGUGCUCGACUCUGCCGGCCCCGCCUCCGAGGCCGAGGCCCUGGAGUCUGUCGCAAGAUGCGGCUUUGAUGCGAUACUUACCUCUGGAGGCAAGGGAAACGCUCUUGAGAACCGGGAGAUGUUGCGAAACCUUAUACAAAUGGCAAAGGGCAAUAUUCAGAUCAUCGUGGGCGGGGGCGUUCGGAGUACAAAUGUCGCGAAUCUAGCGAGGGAUAUACUGCCGAAUGCCGCGAAUGAGCACAUGCCAGGAGAGGUCUGGUUUCACUCAUCGUGCCUGACUCCAAAGAGCAAAGGACCGGAGGAGCCGGACGAGGAUGAGUUGACGAGGAUGGUGGAUCGUUUACAGUCAAUCGAUCACCGGCAGGGGUAA